CGCGCCCGUGCGCCCGCCCUUUUGGGCUUGGCGUCCCCCAGCAUGGGCCGCGCUCUCCUUUUCUCAAACACCCACGUCGCGCGCUUGCUCUCCCCCUUCUUCUCCUCCCUCCUGCCAGCUUCCUCGACAACCACACUCGCUUGCUUCUACUGCCGUGGAUUAAACUUUUUAAUUCUUUUCUUCUCUCCCUCAUUAGAUCAUCUUCGAUCCCCCCCGCCGCCUACCCUUUGGUAUCCAGCGAUCCCACAACAAACAGAGCAGUCUUAAUACACCACUACCCUAUCACCAACCCAAACCCCCACAAUGCCUUUCCUCAAGUACGCUCUGCCCAUACUGGCAGCUGCCACUUUCGCCUCCGCCGAUUGCCCUACCUCCGAUACCGUCAACAUCAAGAGCACGAGCGAUGUCUCCUUCAGCGACUGCUCCAGCUACAAGGGCAAAAUCACCCUGGACAAGGACUUCUCCGGUGACCUCUCUUUCGGCAACGAUCUCGAGGAGAUUGACGGCGACUUGCUCAUCGAAGACAACGCCAACAUCAAGCGUGUCGACGGCCCGGCCAUCAAGAAGAUUUCCGGCACUUUCUCCAUCAAGAGGACCCCCGAGUUGGCCGCUCUCUCGUUCCCUCUCUUGGACGAGGCCAAGAAGCUCGAGAUGGAAGGUCUCCCCAACUUGCGAAACCUGAACUUCGAUAGCGAGAUCUCCAGCGUGGACGAGCUGAGCAUCGAGAACACCCAACUCCAGGACUUGAAGGGUAUCAAUCUUAACAAGACGAACAGCAUCAGGAUCAUCGCCAACGGCGCAAUUGCCAACAUCUCCAUGGGAAUCAAGAACAUGACUGGUGCCAUUGAGAUCAAGGACAACAAUGCCGACGUCACCAUCUCCUUCCCUAACCUCGAGCAUGCCGGAAACAUGAGCUACCGUGCUGUCGGUAACCUUUCUCUUCCUUCUCUCAAGGAGGUGUCUCCCGGAUCAUUCGGUAUCCAGAACAGCAAGAUGGGCAGCUUUUACGCUAGCAACUUCACCGAUGUCAAGGAUGCUCUCAUCAUUGCCAACAACACCGAACUUGCUGACCUUCACGUCCCCGCUCUCCAAAAGGUUGGCACUUCUUACCGUAUCGAGAGCAACGACAAAUUGAGCGAGAUCAACAUGCCCGCACUCGAGGACGUCGGUGCCGCUCUUGACAUCAGUGGAAAGAACCUGACUUCUGUCAAGACCGAGAAGCUUGAUCACGUCAAGGGUGUCUUCAACCUCCAGUCCGAGGCUUCGCUGGGCGACUCUUGCAAAUUCUAUGACGAUCUCAACAAGAAGGGUGACCUUGGUCCCAAGAAACAGUACACUUGCAAGGGCGACCUCAACAAGGCUAGCAAUGCUGGCGCUGGUACUGCCUCUGGUUCCAACGGAAGCGAUCCUUCUGACAGCGCUGCUGUUCCCGUCCAGGUGCAGACCUACCUCGGUCUCGCCGGUCUCUUCGCCGUUAUGUUCAUCUAAAGGCAAAGAAGGAUGAAUUGACACACGAAAAAAGCAAAACUCUUCUCCGUUCAAACCACUGUAUAGCUACACCUAUCAACUUUGUAGCAUCCAAAUUGCGAGUACGCUAGACGUCCGAUGGGACAUUUUGAUGGAUUGGUGUGGAUGGAGGGAGUUGAACAUGGUUCGACACGAAACAGUCUUGUAUGUAUGAGGGUUGGAGUAUAGUAGAUUUGUAAUAAGUCGCCCUCUUUGGCACGUCUCACCAAGGCUGAAGCUUCAUGAUUUGUCUGCGGUGGAUGAUUGACCAGGGAUGGAUGACGCUGCACGGAAUAUCCGCACUCUUUUACUUUCAUGUUUAUAGGUAUGGCGUCUCCUGGAAUACAUUUUUCUUUCUGUCUCCAACAGCGUUGCCCCCGUCGUCUACUCCGUGAUGUGUGUACUUGGCAUGAUUGGAUGGAAUAUGGGACUCUCAAGAUGAUGUCGACCAAUUUGUGUCGACUUUCAUACAUUGACAACACUGGCUUAGCGCAUUCUGCUGUACGUACAAGAGCAGUAGCGAUAUGUAACUAAGUGCCCACCCCUUCAAAUGAUUGUACCAUCCAUCUGCCCUCGACGGACCCACCACCUGCCACUCUCCCAAACCAGAGCCGUGCUGGCGAAGUCUCCACCAGAACGAGGAUCAUGCAGCAUUGCUCUCCACGCGCCUGGUCAGAAAUCGAUGGACCUAGAUUUCUUUUUGAUUCCAUGUGCAAUCUCGAUAUCCGCCACCGAUCCUACCCUCUUUUCGAAUCAAGACUUGGGGGCAGCGUCCAUGGCCCAAACCAGCCGCCCAUCUCAGACACUGAUGACGGAAGAAGUAGGCACGUUCUGUAUUCAUUCAACGUUGCGGCACCUCAGUCUUGCACUCGCCCGUUACUUGUCACCCUUCAGCGCCUCUGGUCUUGGGAAACCGUACUAGCGGUGAAAGGCCUUGCAUCCGCUGGCUGCUCUGGCACUGUUGGAAGUUCAAGGGAGCCCCCGGUAAGUAACCCUACCCUGCGCCAACCGAGCCCAUUGUUUCAGUCUUUUGCGCAAGGGAUAUGCCCAUCGUGGGUGUUACCAAGAAUGGAGAGCUCUGCUUUUCUU
This is a messenger RNA of Periconia digitata, 2595 nucleotides long. The record is from the annotation of a GenBank genome assembly. Lineage: Eukaryota; Fungi; Ascomycota; Dothideomycetes; Pleosporales; Periconiaceae.